UACAAUGCUGUAAAUGGUACGUGGAGACCACAGAGUACAUUAGCCUAUAUUGGUCAACCUGUCAGUUUAGCUGAAGAUAAGAUGGGUAAUUUCAGAGAUGUUUAUGAAGUCAGUUUUCUUCAUCAAGAUGAGCCAUUGGGCCGAUAUGUGUGUAAACGAUAUCGUAAGCAGAAGCCACCAGUAUGUUAUAUGCAAGAUGUUAUUUGUCAAAUGGUAGCUGGUUAUUAUGUUACUAAGUUCAAUGAUGCUAUAUUAACCUAUCCUGGUACUACCAAACUUAGAGUUCAGUUCUUACCAGCAUUCCAUUUACAAUUACUGACAUCAGAUGGAACUUUGUCAGAUUGGAUUAAUGUGGAACCAUAUCUUCAUGGAACAUUUAAUAAAUUGACAAAUAAUUGGAGUUAUAUUAAUAAUGCAAUAGAGGAUAAGUUUAAUGCUAAAGAUUUAGCAACAGCAUUAUCACAUUUCUCCUACAUUGAGUCAAAAGGUACAUUAAUGAUAGUAGAUAUACAGGGAUGGUUGCCCAAUGAUAAAUCAGGCAUUAUUUAUUUAACUGAUCCACUAUUCCACACAUGUGGUAUUGAUAAAUUUAGUAUGGGUGAUCAUAGAGAAGAUGGUAUGAAUAAAUUUUGGAAGAAUGUUCACAAAUCUUGUAAUUCUAUCUGUAAAUUUCUACAUUUAAAAAGACCAGAGAGUGUAUGACAAAUUUUGUUUGUUACAAGAAAAUCCUACCUUCUUUGUACAUAUUGUUUGGCUAAAACUAUUUAAGACAUAUUCUGGUCAACAUAACUGUAUUUAGAAUUAGUAUUCCAGGUAAUAUGGUUGGGAAGGCUUAUUAUUUCUGUGUUAACUUUAUACAUUCUAUGAUAUCAUUGGUAUACAAUGAUUGGUAUCUUACUAAUUGAAAUUAUGACACUGACAUUUUAUUUAUCUAAUCAAAUCAAAAUAUUUUUUAGCAUUUCACGUUAUUAUGUUUUCUUAUUUUAAUUUAUUUUAUUAAAAUAUAUUUUUCAAG
Lottia gigantea (owl limpet) is the source of this 1015-nucleotide messenger RNA. RefSeq lists its product as hypothetical. NCBI's taxonomy places the organism in Eukaryota, Metazoa, Mollusca, Gastropoda, Lottiidae. The transcript has 2 exons. Bases 82 to 702 code for a protein of 206 amino acids. The record is from RefSeq and is a predicted model, not a curated record. Gene Ontology annotation, molecular function: protein serine/threonine kinase activity; ATP binding. Gene Ontology annotation, biological process: protein phosphorylation.